AUGUGGUUUUUACCAGAUUGGUACUUAUCUUCCAGACAUAUGACAACUUAUCGGAUUUUUUUCGAAGUGUACACAUUUAAGUAAAUUUUUUGUUUUUAAAUGGAAGUUGUUUCAUUAAAGAAGAGCAGCGUAGUAACCCUAUAUCAUCUAAGUCUAUGAUGCACUGUAUGAAAUAGUGUCUAUGCCUACAUAUUAGUAAAGCAAGCCAUAGACAUAAUGAUACUUUUGCACCAAGUACACCGUCAUAUAUUUGACAACUAAUCCUUUCAACAGUACAUUAACAAGUCAAGCUGCCGUUAACAAUGAGUAAGUUUCUUCUGAUUUGCACCGUAUGUACUAUGUAUAUAGAUUUUAUUAAAGCUAAUCAGUGUGGUCCCAUUAAAUCGUUUUUCUGUGAAGCUUCUGAACCGUGCCCAGAUACUAAUACAUUUAUAAUCAUAGAAGUGGACGACACAUUCCGAUAUUGGGCCCAAAAUUACCACAAUUAUUUAAGGAAUGAAUUUGCUGGAGGUAGCGAUUGCAGAUUUAAAUCCGGUUGGACUGCAGCUAAUAUGUUGUUGGUCGAGUACGAUCUUGAACUGGAAAAAUCAGUUGAAUGUGCCCUAAAAAAGUGUCCAUUUGUGUAUAACGAAUGUAGAAGGAACAAGCAAUUCGGAUAUCUCGGUCAAAAUCUUUAUAAAUGCAUCGGUGAUGAUGCUGAGUUACUUUUAUAUACUGCUGCCCUGUUAUGGAAAGAAGAAUUGUUAGAAAUUAUUCAGAACGAUCUAUCCAUUAUGAAGCACUUUCAUAAUGUUAAAGGAAAAACGAUAGAACAUGUCACUCAAUUAUUGUGGGCAGAGACCUCUCAUAUAGGAUGUGCUAAAGCCAGGGAUCCAUAUAAUAAUGACCACUAUCUUGCAUGUCAUUAUGGGCCUUCUGGAAAUAUGUAUCAUGAACCUGUCUUUAUACAAGGAAAUCCGCGUUCUAAAUGCUCUUCUGGAUACUGGCGACAAUCCACUCGUUACCCAAACUUGUGUUCCAACCAAACAAACGAAGAAGACCUUAGAAAUGCAUCUUCAAAUUUCUAUUUAACUUUUUAUUAUUUAUGUAUCAUGUUUUGUGUAAAUGUUAUAGCAAUGGGUACUAUAGAUAUAUAA
Messenger RNA from Psylliodes chrysocephalus, 1136 nucleotides. NCBI's taxonomy places the organism in Eukaryota, Metazoa, Arthropoda, Insecta, Coleoptera, Chrysomelidae. The record is from the annotation of a GenBank genome assembly.